AUGGACAGACCGCUUUCGAGGUCUCGAGCACCCUUGAGUCUCGAAGCCUCCCUCGAUGAAGAGAACAGAGAGGUCCUGGCUGCUCUUGACCGUCGAAGACCUGCUAGUCCAAUUGCCAGACCUCGAGGUUUACGAACGGCGACACCACCUCCACCCGUCCGUAGCAUGCUCGACAUCGAUUCGCCUACACCGAGACAUGGCUCCAUUGCAGGAAUUGGAGUUGGGGUGACAAGUCCCGAUCAAUCCAGAAAGUCAUCCAAGCUCGACCCCUCCGAUCCCUCAACCUAUACUUCUCCUCAUACUAGCAGACAAAGUUCACCGGUGCUCACAAAAAGCCAGCCCGCGAGCACGCGACAUCGAACGUCCUCCGAUUCUGACCGGCCAGUAGGCCUCCCAAAGGUACAAUCGCAAGACAAGCGUGAUUUCGAACAGAACUACCAAUUCGACAUGUCUUCCAUGCCUUCUAAUCCCCGCACAUCCACGCGUUCGCCGAACGAGACAAGGAGGACACGAGAAGGAUCAGGUUCUGCAAUGGCGGCAGCCAUGUCGGGGGAUUUUGCGUCGCUUCAUGUGGGCUUACCGGGCGCAGGAAGUGGAAGACACAACUCGACGGCGGGCACUGGCGCUGGUGCUCGUUCAUCGUCGCCAUCUUCGAGGAUUCGGUUUGACGAGUCGGCCAAAGCAGGAUUACUCAGUCCCACCAAGGCAAAAGGCUCAGUUUAUUCCACCACGAAACCUGAGACUGGAGUGGAGGACGAACGAGCGAACCGUCGAAUGUCCAACAAGUCCAGCAGUUUCUCGACCAUCACCGACGACUCGGAAGAAGGUGGUACACGUGUGCCCAAAGACGAGGUCGGAGCGGAAGAGGCUUUGGCCGAGAGCAGUGAUGAAGAUGUUAUGUCUCCGAGCAGCGAUGAAGACGAGACUAGAGGUCGGUCGGAAAGACGCAAGCUCUCGGACGGUGAGACAGACAAGAAAACGGAGACCAGUUCCAACGGUACAGCAUCGGCUGAGGAAAGAACCAAAUCUCCGCCAGUUCAGCACCCUGUCAAGUCACUGCUCGAACCCUCCAUUUCCAUCACCAGCCCUACCGGAGAGAAUAUCCCCGAACAAAAGGAAGAAGUACAUCCGCCGAACAAUUUCACCCGGCCUCGGUCCGUCUCUCCUAGUGCGAGUGGAGAAGACGACGACGAAGAUGACGAGCUGGCAGCCAUCAGAAAGGCCAAGACACUGGCUUUGAACAUCUCGCCUCUCGACUCAACAGUGCCAGAUCGACAUGUUCGGAUCAUUUUGCGAGGGAAUUGGGCCAAGUUCGACAUGGAAGGAAAGGCAGGGGAACGGAAUAACAGACUCUACCUUGUUUGCAGCGAUUUGAGUACUGAGUCCCUGUAUGCCAUGGAGUGGGUGGUGGGGACCAUGCUUCGUGACGGCGAUACCAUGCUGGCCAUCUACGCCAUUGAGGACGAAAACGCCGGCAAAGUCAAUGAGGGAGAUAAAGAAGCACUGCAAGCCGAGGGUGCCAAAGCGGGCAAAGAUGCAUCCGACAUUAUGAAUUCUCUGACUCGACAGACGACGCAAGGCGGUGGAACCAGUGUCGGAACUAACAACAAAUACCUCCCGGCUACUGAAUUGCAGAGCCUAACGGGUUCCGUGGACGCCAGGAGUGUGUCGAAAAAGGAAAUGGAACGGUUACGAGCGGUUGACAAGAUCACCGACAACUUUUUGAAGCUCGUUCGCAAGACGAGCCUACAGGUGAGGUGUAUGGUGGAGGUAAUCCAUUGCAAGAGUCCCAAACAUUUGAUUCUUGGUGCGAUUGAUGAACUCGAACCCACCCUCUGUGUCGUCGGUACCCGUGGUCGCAGCUCUCUCAAAGGUGUACUCUUGGGUUCCUUCUCCAACUAUCUUGUCACCAAAUCGUCGGUGCCUGUCAUGGUGGCUCGGAAGAGACUGAAGAAGCCUCGUUCGGGAAUCCGGAUCAGCAGCACAAACAUCCGCCUGACGAAUAAUUUGACUGCCAGCCAUAUGCCGACCAAGAGGAGAAGUUUGACGCAGGCCAGGAUUGACUGA
Molecule: messenger RNA, 2067 nt
Organism: Exophiala dermatitidis NIH/UT8656
Lineage: Eukaryota; Fungi; Ascomycota; Eurotiomycetes; Chaetothyriales; Herpotrichiellaceae
Exons: 2
Coding region: 1-2067 (688 amino acids)
Source: RefSeq, a predicted model, not a curated record